AUGGACUCACCUCCUAAGCGACGGAGGACUGGCGAAGCAAUAAAUCCCUCUAUUGGCGCAAGUCAAAUUUUGCUACGGUCCCCGAGCCGCGCAUCGUAUCAAUCGCCCACGAGGGCGAGUCUGGCCAAAUCACAUUCCGAGAUACUCGAGCGCGCGAUCGGGAGGUCACCAAGCAGACAAUCACCCAUUCGAGGCAACCCCGAGAAAACCCUUUCUCAGGAUGAUGCGAGAAAUUUGGGUCUUCGCGGUCGCAAAGCACUUCGACCGUCAUUGAACCCGUCGAGCCCUCUGAAAGGGUCGCAAGCCUCAAGAUCUCCAAUGCUACUUUCUCCCAGCAGACGACCUAGCAAUAUCCAAGCAUUUUCCAAACCUCCACGUCGACUGUCACGAAAAAUUUCAGCCGCAGACUUUGUUUUUGGCUCUCCGAUUCGCAACGAGACACAGCCUUUGCAAGGUCUGUUGAAUUCUCCCGAAGACCAAAUUGAACACGCUUUGGGAACGGCUAUACAGGAAGAGGACGCGGGAGGAGAUGUGGGCUUUGACUAUGGCGAUGCCGAUUAUUCGCGCGACGAUGACACUCUUGAGCCGGACCUGCCCCCAACUCCUACGCAACUUGGGCUGGAGAGGGCGCCAGGUCGGCCGAGGGGCCUCUUGAGCAGCAGCCCGAGCUCUAGACAAGAGAGACGCAAGAAAAGAGCCGCCACUGAUUCUUUAUUGGGUGGCUCUGCGAAGAUUUCGAAGUCACAGACGUCCCGAGAGGAGACCUCUGAGAACGUUCCAGCAUUAGCACCUUUGGCGGAUGUGACCGCUGCAGUCGUUGAGAAGCAAAAGUCUCGAAAGGGACUGGAGGCGGAGCUACGUCGGCUGAAGUCCGAGGUAGCCGACAUGAACAAGUGGACUGAGAAGGUUGACUCGGGUCUUAUUCUGUCUCAUGAAUCUGAUGAGGUUCGCAAGUUGCUGAACCUUCUCAAAGAGGAAUCCACCCACAUCAGCCAGCCAGUAGCUCCACGGCCUCGCGCCCCUAUCUCUGCGCUCCUGUGUACACUUCUUCCAUUUUGCGGGAGGAUGCCCCGCCCAUCGUCUCCAGAAUUAUCCAUGCCAAAAAAUCCGUUUGCCCUGAAAGAUACUUCCAAAUCCGCAGCCUAUCUUACUUUGUUCGCUCCGUUGACGCUUCGAGCUACGGCCAGUCGCACGGCAUCGAAAGCAGCAUCCUUGUUAGAGACACACACGCUGACUUUCACCGCGCCAUCCCCAUUCCCAUCCUCGCUCUACAAUGUUUCCGUGGUUUACGAGACGAAUCCAGAGACACAGAAUGUUACAUCCGUUUCGGUUCCCACUGGCAAUGAUAGCAAGAAGAGAAAAGUCCCGACUGCGCUUCGGCAAUGGAUUGACGCCCGUUUGGAGAAUCCAUUACUCGCCUUGGACGUUGCCACUUUAUGCUGGGGCAUCAACCGCUACUGGGAAGCAUCAGUAGCUCGUGCCCGGCUUUGGGCUCGAAUCGAAGCCAAUCAUAAGGUUCAAUCAGGGAAACUGCCGAUACAGCCCUCCGUACAGAGCACGGACGGCAUCAUCUCAGCCACGGAGCUUCGAGGUCUUGUCCCGCAUCUGGGGCGCAGCGGCAUGGUGAUCAAACCUGCGGUUGCGAAUGGAAAUGGUCCUCGCGUGCUUUUGUCCAAUGUGCUGGUCAUGGACGAAUGGACCGGAGAGCCACAACUUGAAUCAGGAAUCAGCGUGACCACACCCAACACAACCGUUGACAGAAACAGGAGAAUUGGGCAGGAGACAAGGAAGUUGUUUCAGGCAUUACUACGUGAGGAAAAGGCCGCUUCUAUAUACGAACGGAAGAUUGGUGGCGUGCAUGCAGAUGCCAUUCUACGAGCAACGGAAGGUGCACUUGGGGCUCUGGAAGCGUCGCGCUGA
Messenger RNA from Penicillium diatomitis, 1920 nucleotides. RefSeq lists its product as uncharacterized. The record is from RefSeq and is a predicted model, not a curated record. The transcript has a single exon. Lineage: Eukaryota; Fungi; Ascomycota; Eurotiomycetes; Eurotiales; Aspergillaceae. The coding region runs from base 1 to 1920 and encodes 639 amino acids.